CACCUCCACUCUCCAUAGUGCCCUCCACUCUCUGCCACAUUCUUGCGCAGACUAUGGAUUGCAUAUAAAGAGCCAGGAACGCUACGAAUUGUAGCAAUAGGUGCAUAAUUUCUCCGUCGGGAUCUGCAGCGCAAGAACGUUUACUUUCAGCCUCCUUAUUCCCGGGGCGGCGAUCCGAGGUUACGAGCAUCAUGACGACUCACCACCAACCAAACGAUGUAUUGACGAACGCAACAAACAAUGUGGCAGUCGCGAGCAGUGAAAAGAGCCAUGGAACUCCAAACAUGUCAAACGCACCCAGCGCCGAGAAACAGCAAGGGAUGACUGGCGGCCAAGACACAGUAGCAGGCGAAGGCAAUGCUGUCGUCGAGAAGAAGGCAGACGUACCUCCCAAUGGUGGAUAUGGAUGGGUAUGCGUAGCAGCAUGUGCCACCAUCAACGCUCAUACCUGGGGACUCAACUCGGCCUACGCCGUCUUCCUCGCCUACUACCUGGCCAACAACGUCUUUCCCGGCGCCUCACACCUCUCUUAUGCCUUCAUUGGCGGUCUCUCUAUCAGCCAAGCUCUCAUGGUCUCCCCCAUCGCCACAGCCACGACCCGGAUCUUCGGCACGCGGACCACGCUCCUGAUCGGCGUGGCGCUGGAGACCAUCUCCUUCAUCGGGGCCUCCUUUGCGACGCAGAUCUGGCAUCUCUUUUUGAGCCAAGGCCUGUGUUUCGGGUACGGCAUGGGUUUCCUGUUCGUGGGCAGCGUGGGCAUCGCCGCGCAGUGGUUCACGACGCACCGCUCGCUCGCAAACGGGAUGAGCGCCGCGGGAAGCGGACUCGGCGGCCUGAUCUACUCUCUAUCCGCGCAGGCGAUGAUCAAGAACAUCGGGCUGCCGUGGGCAUUUCGGAUCCUGGCCAUCGUAGCGUUCGUGGUCAACACGACCUGCGCGCUUAUCAUCCGGGACCGCAAUAAACAGAUUGGCAGCAGCCAGUUGAGCUUCGAUUACCGGCUGUUUAGGAAACCGCAGUUUCUGGGCUUCCUGGCGUUUGGCUUCUUGAGCAUGCUGGCGUAUGUCGUGCUGCUGUUUUCGCUGCCAAAUUAUGCGCGAACGGUCGGUAUGACGGCGCAGCAGGGCAGUAUUGUGGGCGCGGUGCUCAAUCUGGGCCAGGCGUUGGGACGGCCGCCAAUUGGGUACUUUUCGGACUCUUUUGGGAGGUUGAAUAUGGCGAGUACGAUGACGUUGCUUGCUGGCUUGUUUUCGUUGGUCAUUUGGAUGUUUGCGAAGAGCUUUGGGGUGCUCGUAUUCUUCGCCAUCUUGGGAGGGUCGGUUGCAGGCACGUUCUGGGCUGUUGCUGCACCUGUCACGACAGAGAUCAUGGGACUGGUAGAUCUUCCGAGUGCAUUGAGUCUGACGUGGUUGGUUUUGGUGCUACCUACGACAUUCUCGGAGCCCAUUGGGCUGGAGAUCGUAGCAUACAACGGUGGUAGCUACACCGGGGCCAUUCUGUUCACAGGAUGGAUGUACAUUGGCGCUGCCUGCAUGCUGUGGGGUGUCAGAGCUUGGAAGAUUGGCGAUUUGGAAGAGAAAGCUGCGAUAGCUGAGAAGAGCACAUCCGAUGUUGACCCUGUAGCAGGAACAGGCCAGGCGUCUGGUGGGAUGGUGCCAGAGGGCUUCAAGAAGAGUCCUUUCCUGAAGCGGCUGAUGAUGUGGCAGAGGGUGUAGAUACUGCCUCUUAGAUAGCAAGACAAGUCGGCUGUAACAGCAGGAUACUUGUAGCAUCCAGAAGUUCAACCGGGUCGCAGGAAGCUCGCAGAUGGCCACUCUUGACCAGGUAUUUCAGGAACCUGUGGCCUGCAGCUGACUGCUUCUGCUGCUCGACAGCGCGCUUAUCAAGAAGUAUCAUCUAGAAACCCUGAUCAAUAGUGCGAUCAAACACUCUAGAAUAAUACAUGAG
Molecule: messenger RNA, 1944 nt
Organism: Didymella exigua CBS 183.55
Lineage: Eukaryota; Fungi; Ascomycota; Dothideomycetes; Pleosporales; Didymellaceae
Product: MFS general substrate transporter
Exons: 2
Coding region: 192-1712 (506 amino acids)
Biological process (GO): transmembrane transport
Molecular function (GO): transmembrane transporter activity
Source: RefSeq, a predicted model, not a curated record